UCAUCAUCUUCCGACAUAAGACUUCGAUAAGCAAAUGGAGAUACUUUCUCAACGAUCAUCAACUUUCUCAACUUUGAAUCCCAACGCUCCGAUGUUCGUUCCUUUGGUGUAUCGGACGGUCGAGGAUUUCUCCGAUCAAUGGUGGGCCCUCGUCCAAUCCUCCCCGUCUUUCCGCGACUACUGGCUUCAAGAACGUUUCCACGAUCCCCAGAACGGCGAAAUCUACCACGACGAUCUUGUAUUUCCCGACGAUCUCGAUGCGGUCUUUGACGAAUACUACGACUCCUUCGUCAACCCUACACAUGAAGAGAAGGAAGAAGGUGGUGAAAAGGGGUUGGUCUCCGUUGGAGCAUUCAAGUGGCGGAAGGGCCGAGUUGUGAGUGAGUCACCAAGGGUUCGCGAGAAAGCACCUAAGAUCGUAAACGUGAGAGUGAGUCCGAGGACGAUUCACCAACCGAGGUAGAUGGAUUACAUGGGAGGUCUCCUCGAACCGAAAA
This is a messenger RNA of Hibiscus syriacus, 497 nucleotides long. Its product is annotated as protein EARLY RESPONSIVE TO DEHYDRATION 15-like. NCBI's taxonomy places the organism in Eukaryota, Viridiplantae, Streptophyta, Magnoliopsida, Malvales, Malvaceae. The transcript has 2 exons. The record is from RefSeq and is a predicted model, not a curated record. The coding region runs from base 35 to 463 and encodes 142 amino acids.